Molecule: messenger RNA, 2352 nt
Organism: Cuscuta europaea
Lineage: Eukaryota; Viridiplantae; Streptophyta; Magnoliopsida; Solanales; Convolvulaceae
Source: the annotation of a GenBank genome assembly
GAAAAUAUAUAUCGUAAAUCAAUAAAAAUACAGCACCGUCCCACGAACGUGCUUACCGGAUGGAUUAGGGAAUAUUUGGUCAAAAACAGGGAACAUUUAGAAAGAAAAACUAUAUUGUUGUCUAAUGUCAAAGAAGAGUAGACCCUAAAAAGAAAGAGCAAGUUGGUGAAGUUACAGGCCAAGCAUGCUUGCUUAAAUCUUUUAUUUAAAAUGCAUUAAAGAUUACAAUUCAGGCAGAUGGAAUGUUGAAACGUGCAAAGUCAGCUGCCCUUUCCAUUUCCCAAAAAAGGAAGCAAAACCUUUAGGGAAAAAGCCUCAUCAUCUCCUUCCCUUCAAUUGAAUGAACAAGCAGUUCAAACCUCAAACUUUCAUCACUUUUGCUCAAGAUAGAGUAAGAAAUAAGGGGUUUCAGCACAUAAGAGAGUAUCAAGAACACUGCCCACACUUUUUUUCUUCUUUCUCGAAGUAGUCCUCCACUCCUCCAUACUUGAUUCGAUGGGAGCUAGUUGCUCCAAGAUUGAAUUUUGUUUUGGCCCAUCAUCAAAAAUCAAAUCCAGAACCCCCCAUUCCUCGGAUACAGACAAAAGUGGAGAGAACGAGAAGGGGAAAUGGCCAGCUUUCAGAGAAUUUCGGUUAGAUGAGCUGAAAGCUGCAACUUCAGGCUUCUCUGUGGACAACAUUGUGUCUGAACAUGGAGAAAAGGCUCCCAACAUUGUGUACAGAGGAUAUCUCAAAGAUGGCAGCCAAGGGGUGGCCGUAAAGCGGUUUCACAAGUCCGCCUGGCCCGAUUCUCGCCAGUUUAUUGAUGAAGCAAGAAUGGUGGGGCAGUUGAGGAGCGAGCGGCUUUCUAACUUGUUAGGAUUCUGUUGUGAAGGGGAUGAUCGGUUGCUUGUAGCUGAAUUUAUGCCUCACGAGACACUCUCAAAACAUUUAUUUCAUUGGGAUACACAGCCAUUGAAAUGGGCAAUGAGGUUACGAGUUGCUCUGUAUCUGGCACAAGCAUUGGAUUAUUGCAGUAGUAAGGGGAGGUCACUAUAUCAUGAUUUGAAUGCUUAUAGAGUUCUCUUUGAUCAAGACUGUAAUCCAAGGCUUUCGUGUUUUGGGUUAAUGAAGAAUAGUCGUGAUGGAAAGAGUUAUAGUACAAAUCUGGCCUUCACGCCCCCAGAAUAUUUAAGAACAGGUAGAAUAACUCCCGAGAGUGUCGUUUUCAGUUUUGGCACUCUGUUGCUUGAUCUUCUAAGUGGGAAGCAUAUUCCACCAAGUCAUGCACUUGACUUGAUACGUGGCAAGAAUUAUCUAGUGCUGAUGGAUUCAUGUUUGGAGGGUCACUUCACAGAUGCUGAGGGAACUCAAGUGGUGCGUUUAGCAACACGUUGUUUGCAGUAUGAAGCACGUGAGAGACCAAAUGUCAAAUCCCUUGUAACCAACCUCACUCCUCUUCAGAGAGAAACAGAUGUGGCAUCAUAUGUUUUGAUGGGCAUCUCUGAAGAAACACCGUCUCCAACACACUCCCCCAAACUAUCCCCUCUUGGGGAAGCUUGUGCAAGAUUAGAUUUAACUGCCAUCCAUGAGAUUUUGGAAAAUACAGGGUACAAGGAUGAUGAGGGUGUUUCAAAUGAGCUUUCAUUUCAGAUGUGGACAGGUGAAAUACAGGACACCAUAAAUAGUAGGAAACGAGGUGAUAAUGCUUUCCGAGCUAAAGAUCUUACAACUGCCAUCGAUAGUUACACAGAGUUCAUAGAGGUUGGGACGGUUGUGUCUCCGUCAGUGCUAGCAAGGCGGUCACUGUGUUACCUAAUGAGCAAUAAGGCACAAGAAGCACUUGCAGAUGCCAUGCAAGCACACACGGUGUAUUCUGAUUGGCCCACUGCUUUUUACCUUCAAGCUGCUGCUCUCUUCAGUCUGGGUAUGGACUCAGAUGCUAGGGAAGUCCUGGCUGAUGGAGCUUCUCUUGAAGCCCAAAGAAAAAGACCAUAAAGGCUAUGCGAAUGUAUAGGUUAAUUAUUAUUUUCUUCCUCUAUUAUUGGACCCUUUGUUUCAUCUUCCAUUUCCCCAAAAGUUAUUUUAAAAUAUUUGACUAUGAAAUCACCAAGAUGAUUCAUUCUGGCUUUCUUCACUAGAAUGGACUUGGAAGUGAGUUUUGACUUCUGCUUUAGACAUUUAAUGGUGUACGCCCCACAACGGGGUGGUGGAUCCCAUUUCUUCGUCACUGGGGUCUGGGGAGGAUGAAGAUGCCAAUUGUGAGGUUUUUAAGUGUCUGAGUGAAUCAUGCUAAUGGUAAUUUCGAGUCUGGUAAAAUUUCUCUGGAUGAAAUUGCUGAAUCAAUUUGAAUUUUAAGGAAAUGAGUGUUUG